GUAACGCUCAUCUCUAGUGCCCCAACGCUAGUUUCAUUUUUGUUUUUUUUAAACAAAUGAAUUUUUUGUUUAUUGUUUGAGUUCGGUUUCGGCCCUUGCCAGUUUUGCUGUGCGCGUAUUUAAUUAUUUUCGGCAAAUCGCAUGGCGUAAAUUGUGUGGCGGCGGGAAUCGUUUUUAUUUUCCCAGAAAACCCAACAAAUGUACAAUGUGCGUUAAGUCAACAGCAAAUACAAACGAGCAAUUAUUUAUAACUUAAUCUUGGCCGAUUCCACAACAAAAAAGGAAAUAGAAAUGGAAACAAAACAUUCCAUGUAUCAUCAGCAACGCCUUCGGCCGAAUGGCGGAGGAGGGCGAGCAGGAACCAAAGCAGGACCAGGUCCUGGAGCCUCACUAUGCGCCCACUGUCGUGGCCAGUUGCUGCCGCAUCCCGAGGAGCCCAUUGUAAUGGCCCUGGGUCAGCAGUGGCACUGUGACUGCUUCCGCUGCUCCGUGUGCGAGGGUCACCUGCACAACUGGUACUUUGAGCGCGAGGGUUUGCUCUAUUGUCGCGAGGAUUACUAUGCCCGGUUCGGCGAUGCCUGCCAGCAGUGCACGGCCGUCAUUACGGGUCCUGUCAUGGUGGCCGGUGAGCAUAAGUUUCAUCCUGAGUGCUUUUGCUGUGCCGCCUGCGGAUCCUUUAUUGGCGAGGGUGAAUCGUAUGCCUUGGUUGAGCGAUCCAAGCUCUACUGUGGCCAGUGCUAUGGGAAGCGAUCUUGCCAGCCGGCAGAUGCCAAGGCAAGGAUCACGACGGCCGGCAAGCCGAUGCAUUCCAUUAGGUUGGUGGAGAUACCCAAGGAUGCGACUCCGGGACUGCGGGUGGAUGGUGUAGCGCUGGACGAUGGCUGUCCCACUGUUCGGAUAACGGACUUGUUCUGCAAAUUCUUCCUCUGGCUGACCUCGAUGGCGGAGCAGUGCUGUGGUGCCUCCUAUAGGAUCGAUGUCAAUCUAACCAACCUGCACAUUGGCGACCGCAUCCUGGAGGUGAAUGGAACACCUGUGAGUGAUUCUUCGGUGGAGCAAAUCGACAAGCUGAUACGCAGCAAUGAAAAGAUGCUACAGCUGACCGUGGAGCAUGAUCCGGUGCAGGUGUGCCGCUCCUGCAGCCAGGCGGAUAUACAGCGAGCCUGUUCCGCCUCCACCUUGAUCCUGCCACUGAGCACCUCGGCCUCCAGUGUGGAAGUUGGUGGCCGCGAGCGUUUGUAUAAGACACCCAAUGGUGAACCCAAUCAGGGCACCAAGGCGCGUAAGCUGCGACAGGCUAGCAAUGCCUCGGCCACCACCAUACCCGUGGCAGCGGCUGCCAUGACGCAGCUAAAAGAGAAGGAACGCUGCUCCAGUCUGUCCAAGCUGCUCGACGAACAGCAUCAGGCGCAACAGCAAUCGGCGCAUCCGCAGCUCUACGAUCUGUCCAGGACGCAAUCCUGUCGCGUUGUCCAGAAGCCACAGCGAAUCUUUCGUGCCUCCGACUUGGUCAUUGGCGAGAAGUUAGGCGAGGGCUUCUUUGGCAAGGUAUUCAAGGUCACCCAUCGGCAGAGUGGCGAGGUGAUGGUUCUCAAGGAACUCCAUCGGGCGGACGAGGAGGCCCAGAAGAAUUUCAUCAAAGAAGUGGCCGUCCUGCGAUUGCUCGACCAUCGGCAUGUCCUCAAGUUCAUCGGUGUGCUCUACAAGGAGAAGAAGCUGCACAUGGUCACCGAAUAUGUGGCUGGCGGCUGCCUCAAGGAGCUAAUACACGAUUCCGCCCAGAUUCUAACCUGGUCGCAACGGGUAUGCCUGGCCAGGGACAUUGCCUGCGGGAUGAGCUACCUCCAUUCGAUGAACAUUAUCCAUCGAGAUCUCAACUCUAUGAAUUGUUUGGUGCGCGAGGAUCGUUCGGUUAUAGUGGCGGAUUUUGGUCUGGCACGCAGUGUGGAUGCACCGCGAUUACCUGGUGGUAUGCCUGCAUCCUCCUCCUCCUCCAGUGGCCAGGGAACGCCGGCUGGCGGCGGCUAUGGAUCUGGUGCUGGCAGCGAUGCGGCCAUGUCACCGGGCGGCACCCUAAGGCGCAGCAAGAGCCGGCAGCGCAGGCAGCGCUACACCGUGGUGGGCAAUCCCUACUGGAUGGCACCCGAGAUGAUGAAGGGUCUCAAGUACGACGAGAAGGUGGAUGUGUUCUCCUUUGGCAUCAUGUUGUGUGAGAUCAUUGGACGCGUGGAGGCUGACCCGGACUACAUGCCACGCAACUCGGACUUUAGCCUGAAUCAGCAGGAGUUCCGCGAAAAGUUCUGCCACUCGUGCCCGGAGGCCUUUGUCAAAGUGGCCUUUGUCUGCUGCGACCUCAAUCCGGAUCUAAGACCCUCCUUUGAGACCCUGCACAUGUGGCUGCAGCGGCUGGGCGAACACUUGGCCGUGGAGCGUGUGCCGCCGGAACGGCUGCUCCAUGAGAUUGAGAACUUCCAGGAGUGCUAUGCCAGCUCCGAGGAUGCCUUGUCGCCCACCUCACAGCGCAGUUUGGACAAUCUGGAUCAGUUGGUAAGUGAACCUCUCCAGGAAGAGGAAAAGUCUACGGAAACGGAGACGGAGAAGGAAAAUCUGGUGAUACGGCCGCAGGAUAUACCAAAAUCACCGCAUUUGGGGAAGGAUUUCUCGCCGAGCGGCGAAAGACUGAGAGAUAGCAUGCGGGCGCGUCGUCGCCAGCGUUUUCUGGGUGCCCAGGAGCAAAGACGCACCCUCACACCCGAAACGGAGUCCAAGGAGCGGGCUUUGAAGCAGGCUUUGCGCAAAUGCCGGCCCUUUGGGGAAAGGGGCUACCUGGUGGAUCUGCGGCCAGGUGGUGAGCUGCAGCUGCAGGAUGUGCGCGACUUGAAUACCUAUUCCGAUGUGGAUUCCAGCUGCGACACCAGCUUGAAUUACCUGGAGGUCAACAGUCAGCCGGCAGUAGCUCAACAGGAGGAGGAGGUGGUGGAGGAGAAGGUGGAGGAGCAGCAGAAGCCUUCACACAAACUGGAAAUGGUGGACACGACUCCUUCCCCCCACCGCCUGGCCAUCGAGGAUAUGCGCAACCGUUUGCAUCAAUGCCGCAGCAUGUUCGAGCAACUGGAGGAGGAGAGCAGACGGAACCUCAGUCAGACGCAACACACCAUGCGCAACUUCUUCAAGACACCGCCGGUGGCCUUGAAGAUGUUCCAGCGCCUAGAGCAUGAGGCCGCCGCCCUGAAUGGUGGCCACAAUUGUCCGCCGCCUCCACCGCCACGCACCCAGCGCAUCAAUCAAACGCCGAUCUUUGGCCGUCGCAAUCCGCCAGCGGUAGAAGCUAUGGAUAAGCAAAAGCUCCAGCAGGCCGAGUCCCUAGAGCAUUUGGCUACCAAGCCAGCACCGGCGCCCAAAAGAAGCAAGGCAGGCACAACAACAACAACAACGACAACAAAAACCGUGUCGGUAAGCAAUCCAAGCAGUAGCCAACCUCAGGCACUCUUCCUGCCGCCCAACGCUCCAGACUGGCUGCCCAAAAAGCACAGGCUCACUUUGCCCAUACCCCCGCCCACGCAUACCCCGACAACGCCACAGCGAAUCGGCAGUAGCAAUCACCGCCUGCCGCCGGCCAGCAACAGCAAGGGGAAGCCACUGAAGCCAACCUCCAGUCGGACAACCGCCAACAGCAAUAGCAACACCUCCUCGCCCACCAGGAGCAGCAGCAGGCCGGGAUCGCCCAGCAAGCAUCUGGCGCAGAGGCAUACCGCCGCCACGGCCCAGCGACUGACCAAUGUGACUGCAACUCAACAGCAACAGCAGCAGCAAUCCUCGAGAACAACACGCCUGAACAUUCUCAGUCCGGAGAAAGUGCAUCGCCUGGGCGCUCGACUCACGGAUCAGAAGCAAAAGCUUCGGGAAGAGGCAGCCAACGGCAGCGGCAGUGCCUCCCAGGGAGCCAGUAAUGGUGUCCAUCGGUCUAGUGCAACUGGAGGAGCAGCAACAAAUCCGGCGACGGGUGAGAGGAGACGAAGAGCAGCACCACCGCCGCCUGUGCGUACGCAUUUCAAUACGCGUUGCUAGCUAGCGGAAAUACUGGGGCAGCUCGGGAAGCUGUUCCUCCACUCAGGGAGCUCAUGUAAAAAGGCUGUGGAAGCCGGACAAUUCAAAACAGUUGCACUGUUAAAAAGCGCACAUGCAGCACGCCCUUUUCCCCCCUAAACAAACUGAAAACAUUCCAACAAAACAAAUCAAGAAACCCACUACGAAAAAAGAACAAACGAAUAGCGAAAGAAAAGCGAAUAAUCGACACUUGGAUUACCGAUCAAUUACAAAAAUAAAAGCUACAAGAUUCCAUUAAGCAAUUACGAAUAACGAAAUCGACGACAGUUUUAAAAAAAACUGUCAAAAAAAGAAAAAAGAGAGAGGCAGCUAAAUAUAACAGAAAUGCUCAAUAAGCCCAACGAAAACUGUUAUACCCAGCUCUCUAUAAAGUGUUUAUUUUUUUUCAAAUAUUUUUUUUUUAGGCUUAAGCUGAUGAUUACCGUUAUAGCGAAGGUUAAGUGCCUGUUAAGCAAGUAAAAUUCAACAAGUUGCAAUAUUUACAUAACAAAUUGUAUAGAAACCAAGCGAAUAAUUAUAGUAUUUAAGAUUACAGGGUAUUAUAUAACAGCGACUACUACUGUUCCGACUAACUUAUCUGCUAACCUAACGAGAACUCAACUAAACUGCUAAGCAAUUACUUUUUAAAGCCACUAUAAGGCCCGGUUUAUGUAUUACCUAAAUAAUUGAUUAGGCGGGUAAUAUAACAGACAGGACCUCAAUGAAAAGGAAGAGAAAGAUAUAGAGAGAGAGAGAGAAAGAGAGGAGAAAUGAAAAUUGUGCCAUGAAGCUGAGCGAAAGAAGAAUCUGAGGAAAGGAAAGGGGAUAACCCACCCACAAAAACAAAAACAAAAGACAAACGACAAAGGAACGAAAAGAACUUGUAUUAGGUAAAUUGUGGUUUACAUAUUUUUUUAUAUACAUAUAUAUAUAAUAUAUAUUCCAUAAUUAUAUAGAUUAACGAUAAACGUAUUCCAUGUUAGUGCUUAAAUCUAAUUUAUUAUUUAUCGUUUCACCCCAUUUCAUGAACAAUAAUUAACCAUGCUAAGGGUACACAUUUUUUGUAUUGACGAGAAAAAGUCUAACUUGUAAAGUAAAAAAAAAACAAAAUGCAAUAAAAAUAUAAAGUUAUAUAAAUAAUUAUACGAAAAUGUAUUGCUCAAAGGCGAUUUAAGUUUUAAGACAGACACACACACAAUGCUAACUGUUAUACAAAACACGCACACGCUCAAGCCUAAUAACUGUUAUACUGUUGAAACUGUACUUUAUAUAUGUAUAUGUAUCCACUAUACAGGAUCGAAUUGAAACGCUUUGCCAUUAACAGCUUCUGUAUAACACUUGAGCCUUGCCACUGUUAUGCGCGCUGUUCCACUUAGGCCAGUAUAACAGUGACUCCGCCCAACUGUUUUUAGCAUUUAAUAAUCUAUUAUACACAAUAUACAAACAACAAAUAUGUGCGAUAUUUUUAUAUGCUGUUAAUAAUGAAAAAUGUAAUGUGUUGUAUUUCGACUACCCAGCUUCCCAUUUUUUGUUUUUAUCUAAAAAACCCUCCGUGAGAAAAUAAUAAAUAAAUUUAAAAAAAAAAAAAAA
Drosophila kikkawai is the source of this 5676-nucleotide messenger RNA. RefSeq names its product LIM domain kinase 1 (gene LIMK1). The record is from RefSeq and is a predicted model, not a curated record. Gene Ontology annotation, biological process: actin cytoskeleton organization; protein phosphorylation. Lineage: Eukaryota; Metazoa; Arthropoda; Insecta; Diptera; Drosophilidae. Gene Ontology annotation, molecular function: protein binding; protein serine/threonine kinase activity; ATP binding. Gene Ontology annotation, cellular component: cytoplasm; nucleus.